Benincasa hispida (wax gourd) is the source of this 7453-nucleotide messenger RNA. Its product is annotated as embryo defective 2410. The record is from RefSeq and is a predicted model, not a curated record. NCBI's taxonomy places the organism in Eukaryota, Viridiplantae, Streptophyta, Magnoliopsida, Cucurbitales, Cucurbitaceae. Gene Ontology annotation, cellular component: plasma membrane. Gene Ontology annotation, biological process: protein secretion.
AAUUGGAUUCGCGGUAUGUGGGGUGGGCGUAAGAGAACCCGCGGCUCACAGUGACGUAAUCUCUCUCUCUCUACAAGCAAAGACAAAAUCGUUGCUGAAUGAGCUGACACUUGCCCAAUAAUUUCCAAUUCUUCCGCUUUGAUUCAUUUCGUCUUCAAAUUUCUCAGAAACGCAUUGCUCAAUCGCUACAGGUUCUACCUUCAUCCCAGUUUCCAUGUGUUUUUCUUUCUAAGCCAUGCAGUUAGGCACAUACGUUCGACUGGAAAGUGUUGGCGUCUCCAGCUGAUUGUUUAUUCUUACGUUUUUCUUUUGAAAUGGGUGUUGGAAAGUGUUUUGUUGCGAAUGAUUGAGAGGUUGUUAUUUGUCUACUAAUUUGGGACUCAGGAUUUUGAGCUACCAGGGUUAUCUGAUUCUCAUAUUGGGUCUAAUUGUUUUUGCUUCUAAUUGAUGAUUUGGUAUUUUUGUUGGUUCGGUGAAACAUAAAUAGCUUGGUUCAUGUUGAAAUUGGUAGAUGAUCGAUUCUAUUCUAUGCCUGGGGUAUUGCUGAUAGUUUGAAUUGUCAGGGGACUGAGACCUGCUUCUUGGUCCCCCACAGAUGAAUUGUUUUUGGUUUGAGCGAGACUAGGAGGAUAAUGAACGUGAAACUUGAUUCUUCUUUCUUUGGGACUCCACUUCAUAGCUCAUUGCAUUGUAUAAAGAAUGGGAAGUUUGUUUAUUUGCGUCGAGGCCGAUUGUUGAAACGGGACUCUAAGAAGUACGUAUGUGCAAAGCAUAACGAUUGGAAUGCUCGAGUAGAUAGAUUUUCGCGUUUUUGUGUGCAGCAUUUGAAGUCUUUGAGUAUAAAGCUUAGGCCAAGACAUGAAUCUUUGAUGAAAUGUGCCAAUGAACCUUUUGUUCAAACAAAAUCUCUAUCAAGUUUAUUGCGUCCUGCGUGGAACGAGGGGUUGUUUUUAAUUAGAUGUUCUGCAUUUGUUGCUGUUGUAUCUGGUAUAUGCUUACUGGUAUGGUAUGGACAGACAAAAGCCAAGGGCUUUGUUGAAGCUAAGCUUCUUCCUUCUGUUUGCAAAGCAGUCAGUGACUGUAUUCAGCGUGAUCUUGAUUUUGGAAAGGUUAGAAGUAUUACACCCUUGAGCAUCACACUAGAGUCAUGUUCAAUUGGUCCAGAUGGGGAAGAAUUUUCUUGCGGUGAGGUUCCCACCAUGAAACUUCGUGUUUUACCUUUCACCAGUUUGAGGAGAGGGAGGGUAAUAAUUGAUGUGGUAUUGUCUCAUCCAAGUGUGGUAGUUGUGCAGAAGAGGGAUUAUACGUGGUUGGGGCUACCCUUUCCAUCUGAAGGGACCUCGCAGAGGCAUUCUUCUUCAGAAGAAGGGAUUGACAAUCGUACAAAAAUCAGGAGAAUUGCCAGGGAAGAUGCAGCUGCUCUCUGGGCCAAAGAUAGGGAUGAUGCGGCUAGGGAAGCAGCUGAGAUGGGUUUUGUUGUUUUUGACAGGAGUUCAGGUUUGUAUGAUAGUAGCGAUUUGAAGGAGGAUGUAGGUCCUACAAUAGAUAUUGAAAACUAUAAAACAUGUUUUUUCACGGAUAAUGAUGUUCAUUUGAGGGAACAUCACUGCAUGGAUACAGAUGUAGACUAUAAAAUAAAGCAUGCGGAUUCAGAGAAGUAUUUUGAUGUAAAAAGCCCCAAUACAAGGCUUAAAUUCUUGUCCAGAGUAAUGAAAUCGCCUAUAAAAGGCCAAUCAAAGAGGAAGGCAAGCGGAGAUGAUAUAUACGUAAAUAAUUUUACUGCAAAAAAGAGAACUCUUAGACGCAGUACAUUGGCAGCUCAGGAUUAUUUCAAGGGUGCAUCUGAGGGGAAGUUUGUUGAGCCUUCACAAUUACACAGGAGUUUCAAUAAUGUGAACCUUGACGCCUACUUGAUCAAAAGUGUGGAUGAAACUAAUGCUGCCUCCUCCAUCGCGAAUACAGAUGUCCAGUAUGAGAAACAAAGUUUAGAUGCAAAAUUGCAUUCUCUUAAAGAAGGGGAUAUUGAUAUUCGGAACCAUAUAGAUGAUCAGAUUUCUACAGUUACAGGCUUGGGAAAUAAAGACAAAAGAUCCUUUUCAGUUACUCCCAGCAUUGAUGAGUCCAACGUGAAAAAGGACGAUGUUGUAGGAUCUGAUCAUAUUCUUGAUGGAAUUUCUGAUCAAAUGUGUAACACAUCUCAAACACCAACUUCAACAGUUCAUGAACAUCAGCAUGGAUCAUCUGGGCCUACUUCUUUCUGGGCACUAAGCCCAGAAUCAGCUUUAUCUUAUUUUCCUAAAGAUGUGCGGAAGAAGCUGAUGUACCAUCUUAGCAUGUACGUUCAAAACCUGAAAUUUGGCUUGGUUCAACACGCUAGAGGUAUUGUAGAUGGUGGAGAUGUAAUGAAGAAUAAAGGUACUGAGACAAUGCUUCCAGUAACAAUUGAUUCUGUUCAUUUCAAAGGCGGAACACUUAUGUUACUUGCAUAUGGUGACAGAGAACCAAGAGAGAUGGAGAAUGUUAAUGGACAUGUGAAAUUUCAAAAUCAUUAUGGCAAUGUGCACGUUCAUUUGAGUGGUAAUUGUAAGACAUGGAGAUCAGAUUUUGUCUCUGGAGACGGUGGCUGGUUAUCUGCAGAUGUUUUUGUUGACAUCUUUGAGCAGCAAUGGCAUUCAAAUCUGAAGAUUACCAACCUAUUUGUUCCGCUUUUUGAGAGAAUUUUAGAUAUUCCAAUCACGUGGUCCAAAGGAAGAGCCACUGGUGAGGUUCACUUGUGCAUGUCAAGAGGAGAUACGUUUCCUAACUUUCAAGGGCAACUUGAUGUGACCGGUUUGGCCUUUAAGAUCUUUGAUGCUCCAUCAAGCUUUACUGAAAUAGCGGCAACUUUAUGUUUCCGUGGUCAGAGAAUAUUUGUACAGAAUGCAAGUGGUUGGUUUGGCAGCGCUCCAUUAGAGGCAUCUGGUGACUUUGGCAUUCAUCCGGAAGAAGGAGAGUUCCAUUUGAUGUGUCAGGUUCCCGGUGUUGAAGUAAAUGCCCUGAUGAAAACUUUCAAGAUGCGACCUUUCUUAUUCCCAUUAGCUGGUUCGGUAACUGCUGUGUUCAACUGUCAAGGUCCAUUGGAUUCGCCCAUCUUUGUAGGAAGUGGAAUGGUUUCCAGGAAGAUGAAUCAUUCAUUCUUGGAUCUUCCUGCAUCCUGUGCAUCUGAAGCAAUUGUGAAGAGUAAAGAAGGUGGUGCAAUAGCAGCAGUUGACCGUAUUCCAUUUUCCUACGUCUCAGCAAAUUUCACUUUCAAUAUUGACAACUGUGUUGCUGACUUAUAUGGUAUCAGAGCCAACCUUGUGGAUGGUGGUGAAAUUCGAGGGGCAGGGAAUGCAUGGAUAUGCCCAGAGGGUGAGCUGGACGAUACAGCAAUGGAUCUAAAUUUUUCAGGAAAUAUAUCAUUUGAUAAAAUAAUGCAUCGAUAUAUGCCUGGCUAUUUAGACUUGAUGCCACUCAAAUUGGGGCUUUUAAAUGGAGAAACCAAAGUUUCCGGAUCCCUCUUGAAACCGAGGUUUAACAUUAACUGGACUGCGCCACUUGCUGAAGGAUCAUUUAGGGAUGCUCGAGGAGAUAUCAAUAUUUCUCAUGAUUAUAUUACUGUUAAUUCCUCCUCUGUUGCUUUUGAACUGUUUUCAAAAAUGCAAACAUCAUAUUCUGAUGAGAUUAUGCUUGAUGAAGAAGUGUUUGAUACAAAGAGGACUCCGUCAUGUAUUAUUGAUGGAGUGGAGUUGGACUUACAUAUGCGUGGUUUUGAGUUCUUGAGCUUAGUCUCUUAUAUUUUUGAAUCUCCAAGGCCUACGCAUCUAAAAGCGACUGGAAGGGUUAAGUUCGUGGGGAAAGUAAUGAGACUUUCGGCUGGUAGCUCUAGUCAAGAUUUUAGUAAUGAGAAGAGUAAGCAGCAGGUGCAGCCAGUUGAUGAAGAUUAUAAAAAUAGUCUGGCUGGUGAGGUUUCAAUUUCUGGUCUUAAGCUGAAUCAAUUGGUUCUGGCACCUAAGCUUGCUGGGCUAUUGAGCAUGACUCGCGAGUCGAUCAAGUUGGAUGCAACAGGUCGGCCAGAUGAAAGUCUUUCAGUAGAAAUUGUGGGGUCUUUGAAGCCUAGCUCAGAUAAUUCUAGAAAGUCGAAGUUGUUCUCUUUUAAUCUUCAACGGGGGCAAUUAAGAGCCAAUGUAUGUUACCAGCCAUCUCGAUCUGCACAUUUGGAGCUACGUCAUUUGCCGCUUGAUGACCUGGAGUUGGCUUCACUUAGGGGAGCAAUACAAAGGGCAGAAAUUGAACUUAAUCUUCAGAAAAGAAGAGGUCAUGGGGUUUUAUCAAUACUUGGCCCAAAAUUUAGUGGCGUGCUGGGAGAAGCUUUAGAUAUAGCUGCCAGAUGGAGUGGAGACGUGAUCACCAUCGAGAAAACUAUUCUAGAGCAAAGCAACAGUCGUUAUGAGCUUCAAGGUGAAUACGUGCUUCCUGGAAGCCGUGAUCGAAAUGUUUCUGGUAAGGAAGGUAGUGGAUUUUUGAAAAAGGCAAUGGCUUCCCAUCUGAGCAGUGUCAUAUCCUCCAUGGGAAGAUGGAGGAUGAGACUGGAAGUUCCUAUGGCUGAGGUUGCUGAGAUGCUUCCACUGGCUCGCCUUCUUUCGCGAAGUACAGAUCCUUCGGUUCACUCAAGAUCCAAGGAUCUUUUUAUUCAAAGUUUGCAAGCUGUUGGAUUAUACACUGAAAGUGUUCAAGAUCUGAUCGAGGUGAUACGAAGGCAAUUUAUUCUAUCAGAUGAAAUCGUCCUUGAAGAUUUAUCUCUUCCAGGCUUAUCUGAACUCAGAGGCUGCUGGCGUGGCUCUCUUGAUGCAAGUGGUGGAGGCAAUGGGGAUACGAUGGCAGAGUUUGACUUCCAUGGGGAGGACUGGGAGUGGGGAACCUACAAAACGCAGCGUGUUUUGGCUGUUGGUGCAUACAGCAAUAAUGAUGGUUUGCGGCUAGAAAAAAUUUUCAUCCAGAAGGAUAAUGCCACAAUUCAUGCAGAUGGAACUUUGUUUGGCCCUAUAACUAAUCUUCACUUUGCCGUUCUAAAUUUUCCUGUCAGUCUAGUUCCUACUGUGGUUCAGGUAAUUGAAUCUUCAGCAAAAGAUCUUGUUCACUCAUUGAGGCAACUUGUUGCUCCAAUUAGAGGUAUACUGCACAUGGAGGGGGAUCUCAGAGGCAAUCUUGCAAAACCAGAAUGUGAUGUGCAAGUAAGGCUCCUUGAUGGUGCCAUUGGUGGCAUUGAUCUUGGUCGUGCUGAAGUUGUUGCCUCCCUUACCUCAAGCAGCCGUUUUUUGUUCAAUGCAAAAUUCGAACCAAUUAUCCAAAAUGGGCAUGUACAUGUUCAAGGGAGCAUUCCUGUGAUGUUUGUCCAAAAUAGCAUGGGAGAGGUGGAAGAAGUGGAAACAGAUACAAGUAGGGCAACUUUGGUUCAUGCUUGGGGGAAGGAAAAGGUCAGGGAUAAGUUCAAUGAUAGAAAAAGUUCUAGAGAGAGAAAUGAAGAAGGUUGGAAUACUCAAUUGGCUGAAGGCCUUAAAGGAUUAAACUGGAAUCUUUUGGAUGUAGGUGAAGUUAGGAUUGAUGCAGAUAUUAAAGAUGGAGGCAUGCUGUUACUAACAGCUUUGUCUCCUCAUGUCAACUGGCUUCAUGGAAAUGCUGACAUCUUACUUCAGGUAAGGGGGACGAUCGAGGAACCAGUACUCGAUGGAUCUGCAUCUUUCCACAGGGCUUCAAUAUCUUCUCCCGUGCUCCCUAAACCACUCAUCAACUUUGGUGGUACGGUCCAUGUAAGAUCAAAUAGGCUUUGCAUCAAUUCCUUGGAAAGUCGUGUAAGCCGAAGAGGGAAGUUGAUUGUGAAGGGGAAUCUGCCCCUUAGAUCCAGUGAAGCAUCCCUUGGUGACAAGAUUGAUUUAAAAUGUGAAGUUUUGGAAGUACGAGCGAAGAAUAUUUUCAGUGGCCAAGUUGACUCUCUAAUGCAAAUUACUGGGUCAAUAUUGCAACCAAACAUCUCUGGAAAUAUUCAAUUGAGUCGCGGAGAAGCAUAUCUACCACAUGAUAAGGGUAGUGGAGCAGCUUCAUUUAAUAAAGUGGUAUCAGACCAGUUCAGUCUUCCUCCUGGCAGUUCGAACCAAGUAGUUGCUUCUAAAUAUGCUUCGUUUUUCAAUUCGGAAUCUACAACAUUGAAAACUAGAUUCCAUGCACCCCGAGAUAAAGCAGCUGACAUUGAAAAGGAGUCCAGAAAUUUAAACAUUAAACCUAGUGUCGACGUCUACCUUGGUAAUUUGAAGGUUGUUCUUGGACCAGAAUUAAGAAUUCUUUAUCCUUUGAUUCUCAACUUUGCUGUUAGUGGAGAGCUUGAGCUUAACGGGCGUGCUCAUGCUAAAAGUAUUAAACCAAAAGGAACUUUAACUUUCGAUAAUGGUGACGUAAAUCUUCUUGCAACCCAGGUAAGACUGAAACGGGAGCAUCUAAAUAUAGCAACUUUUGAACCUGAAAAUGGGUUAGAUCCUAUGCUAGAUUUAGCUUUAGUCGGUUCCGAGUGGCAGAUUAGAAUACAAAGUCGGGCAAGCAAAUGGCAAGACAAAUUGGUGGUGACGUCAACCCGUUCUGUGGAACAAGAUGCUCUCUCACCCACCGAGGCUGCUCGGGCAUUUGAGAACCAAUUGGCAGAAUCAAUAUUGGAGGGUGAUGGCCAAUUAGCCUUGAAGAAGCUUGCAACUGCUACGCUUGAAAAACUAAUGCCUAGAAUAGAAGGAAAAGGUGAAUUUGGUCAGGCUAGGUGGAGACUAGUGUAUGCUCCACAAAUCCCAACUUUGCUCUCCUUUCCAACCACUGAUCCUCUCAAAUCGCUCACCAGUAAUAUCUCAUUUGGUACUGUAGUUGAAGUCCAGCUUGGAAAACGCAUUCAGGCCUCCAUUGUCCGCCAAAUGAAGGAGUCAGAGAUGGCCAUGCAGUGGACUUUCACAUACAAGCUUACGAGUCGCUUGCGGAUGGUCCUUCAAUCAGCUCCAGCAGCUCCAGCUCAACGAACACUCGUGCUCGUCGAAUAUUCUGCUUCAUCACUGGAUUAAUUUGUUUCUCCAUACCAGAAUAAAUCUUCAUCAAAGCAUAAAAUUUUAUAAGAUGCUUUAUAGUCGAGCUUUCAAAGGCAGAGUAAUACAUGGAAUCUGGUCAAAAUAGCCCUCAUGUAGAUUCUACAGUCCUUUUUGCUAAUCGCUGUUAUGAAUGUUGAGGAUUUAAGUCCCUUUGUAGAUGAGGUAACUGGGAAGAUGGUAAAAGUUCUUAACCUACUCAUGAAAAUAUGUGCUCUGAAAUUUUGCUGGUGUCAAAUAGAUAAAAUAGAUGAUAACUUAUUUAUCCUUGUAUUGUAAAAACAUGCAUGAAAGAAUGGAUGGAAGCCAUUUUUGUGGUC